Messenger RNA from Cataglyphis hispanica, 1846 nucleotides. RefSeq names its product podocan-like. The record is from RefSeq and is a predicted model, not a curated record. The coding region runs from base 113 to 1657 and encodes 514 amino acids. The transcript has 2 exons. Lineage: Eukaryota; Metazoa; Arthropoda; Insecta; Hymenoptera; Formicidae. Gene Ontology annotation, molecular function: protein binding.
CUGACAUAAAAGCAUAACUAGUUCAAAGUGUUGUCAUUGUGCGAAGUACAUCGGCGAGACAAUUAUCAACUAACUGGAACUUUAAUUUUUUUGGAAAAAGGAUUUUAUAAAAAUGAAAUCUUUGAAGUUUUUUUUUGCAAUCAUCAUUGCCAUCGGUUGGUCUAUGGUAUCCACAGCCAAUGAUAUCUCCUUGGAAUUUCCUAAUUAUGGGAAUGAAUCAAUUGGACAACUUUGCAAGAAUGAAAUGAUUUCUUUAAAUUUUUCAAACGGAAUGAUCAUCUCUAUUGAUCAGAAUUUUAUCAGUAGUCCUUUGAUUACUUGUCUCAACUUCGCCGGCACUCAUAUCCAGAACAUCAGAAAGGGCGCCUUCGACAAACUUCCUAAUUUGACUCAACUGAUUUUUUCAAACAAUAAUAUCGACUUGAAUAAGCUUUUUGACUUUGGAGGUCACGAAAACUUAGAAAUUCUUAUUCUAGAUAAUGUAAUUAAGAAUAAUGUUCCCAUAUCAUCUGCAGUUAUUUCCGGAGAAUAUCCUAAUUUAGAGAUCUUAUCUGUUCGUAAAAAUCUCAUCAACAACUUAAAAAUUAUUACAGAAACUCGAGUCUCCGAUUCCAAUUUCGAUAUAUCAAAGUCAUUCUCGCAGAUUAUAUCAAAAAUCCCAUUUCCAAAAUUGAAGAUUCUAGAUCUUUCCGAUAAUCGCUUAACAGGUACCAAUUUUAUGGAACUAUUGCCAAACAGUUUGUACUUUCUUGAUCUCCAAAAUAACUCAUUCACUUCUUUUGUCGUUGAUAAAAAACAAGUCAAUUUGUUGGCACUAAAUUUGAAUAAGAAUAAUCUGAAAUUUGUGAAAAAGUAUAAUGUUUCGCGUGAUCCAUCUUUAAACGAUCGGUAUAAUCGAGAAUAUAAUCAAAGAUAUAAUCAAUAUCCAUAUUAUAAUCAAUAUCAAUACAAUCAAGAUCCAUAUAAUCGGUACAAUUUGCGUAAUUUUGGUCUAGCGAUGGCCGGUCUGGAAAAUCUACAUUAUCUUUCCAUUUCCGAAAACGAAAUUGAUCAUAUUGAAUCAAACGCUUUCGAGGACAUUAACAAUUUAAUUUAUUUGAACUUAUCCAUAAAUAAAAUAACUCACUUGCAUUCAGAGACAUUUGAAAAAUUGCAGUCUUUGAGAUCGCUCGAUUUGAGUUUUAACAAACUCGAGAGUGUUCCGCAAAUCUCAAGUGAAGUAAUCAGCAUUUUGUCUCUUAAUUGUAACAAUAUUAAAAAGAAUCUAACUAUAAACAGUUUCGCAAAAAUGCCUAAGUUAAUGAAAUUGUUAUUGGGAGGAAAUCAGAUUGACGAGAUUAAUGUUCAAAUAUUUGCUAAUCUUUCGUUUUUAGAAAUAUUAGAUUUAUCGAGGAACAAAUUGAGUUUUCUACCGGAAGGAUUAAGUGAAUUUUUAAUAUCUUUAAAAUAUUUGAAUGUGGAAGAUAAUCAAUUUACUUCGUUAGAAUCUUUAUCACUGACAAGCGUGUCACCAUUAAUGAAGGUCUUUCUAGCGAUGAAUCCACUGGAAUAUUUAGAUGUUAGCUACUUCCAGAAUUUGCCACAGAAUCUUACAAUAAAUUUGCAGAGAUCGGAUUUUUCAUACUGGAAUUCCGAUAAAUGCGGACCAAAAAAAUAAUUUCUUAUAUGUAAUCAUCAUUAUUAAUAAUAAUUAUUAAUAAUCAUUAUUAAUAAUCAUUUAUAUUUAUAAUUUUUAUUAAAUAUUAGUUAAUCAUGUUAUAUGUUUUUUUUAUAAAUACGGAUAAUAUAUGUAAUACAAUAAUAAGUAGAAUAACAUAUAUAUAAGCAAAUAAAAAAUAAAAUAAAA